Messenger RNA from Anguilla rostrata (American eel), 11392 nucleotides. RefSeq names its product calcium-activated potassium channel subunit beta-4-like. Gene Ontology annotation, molecular function: potassium channel regulator activity; calcium-activated potassium channel activity. NCBI's taxonomy places the organism in Eukaryota, Metazoa, Chordata, Actinopteri, Anguilliformes, Anguillidae. Gene Ontology annotation, biological process: potassium ion transport; detection of calcium ion. Bases 1610 to 2242 code for a protein of 210 amino acids. Gene Ontology annotation, cellular component: membrane; voltage-gated potassium channel complex. The record is from RefSeq and is a predicted model, not a curated record. The transcript is spliced from 3 exons.
CGUUUAAAUUGGUGAUUUUAAACGGAGAUGUCUGUACUCUUUUAAAAGCCCGUGCUCGGAAGAAUUAGUCUGACGCACCAUAUACUACCACACCUGUAGGGGGUCUGCUGAUACUUAUUUUCACCGUAAAUUCAGCAACCAAUUUGCGCCCAAGCAGCCAUGUGAAGUCAGAUAAUUGUUAUUGGCCAAUUAAAUGCUGCGUAAGAAUGAAAGCCAGCAGACCCUGUGGCUCUCCAAGACCGGGGUUUCGGAUCCCCGGCUCACGCCUUUAUAGCUAAGCACACUGGCGCGCUUUGAACCGAGCAGCUGUCUUCAAUUAUGCUGUGGGUUGGUAAAUGUCAGCGUUUAAAACCGUUUAAACUAACACAACUAACGAACAUUUGCGUUGAGCACGUGGUUUGAAUUUCUUACGUAACGGCCCCAUUAAAGACGCACGUUCUGGUAAUCAUCCUUGGCUGUUGCGCGGAGUUGAUAUUCACAUUUACGACGUUACACGUGCAUGGCCGCGUUUUGGAAGCUAAAACGAAGCAACCCGAAAGCUGCAGAAGUGCAGAAUGAAUAAGCAUCUCUUCCAAAGCCAGCAGAGGAAUGUAGGACAGUAGCCCGAACGCUGAUCAUAGCCAAUGUGGCCCAAAUCUCCGGAGGGGGCCCUUUGAUACGGGAUCUGAGAGCAAGGGCGUAUCAUUAGAACGCAAUUGAAGUCAUACAAAAACCAAUUCCGCGCACGACAGAUGCAGGCAGGCUUGUUCAGACGCGUGCAGGUCGCGCGCAGCAGUACUCGAAAGGACAUCUGUUGAAUGGAUUUCCGUAAUGCGCGCAGUAUAUGAUUGCUUUUUGAUUCUGAAAUGUAGGCUACGCUGUGUAGCUACCACACGCAAUUGUAGACGUGUCAUAUCAACAAGCCAGCAUUACAAAUUUUGAUUGCUCGACGCCUUCCAAAUGAUUAGCGGUGGCAUACUACGGCCCAUCUACCAGAAAACGGUUAUUAAUAAUAAUAAUAAUAAUAAUAAUAAUAAUAAUAAUAAUAACUCAUCCAUUCAUCUGUGCAGCGUUCAUUUCAGAAAUCGAUUCCUCUUGUGCAUAGACUCUUUAACUUUUUAAUAGCAUCUCGUUUCCACGCGGAGCCUGCUAGCACAUCGGCGUGGUUGUCGGAGAACAGUCUCCGCCAGCGGCAGGCUUUCAGCGGUGAUGGACGUAGCGACCGAUACGCAUCAGCUGAUGGCCAGGCAAGAGCCGUAUUUAGGCUAUUCAGAACUGUGUGCUAUUUACGCAUAAGAAGCUUACCUAAUCCCAGAUGCAACAUGCAGCCUUUCAACAAAGUCUAAAUCUGGAUGUACUGCUGAGAUAGAUAGAAAUCAGAAGUCACGCGCGUAAUAAUAAUAGUGGGGAGGGCUGCAAAACCGCCGCUUUUGACAAGUUCCAUAUGACACGGGGUUGCGAUACAUCACGAGCGAAAGGAAGCACGGAGUUCGCAUGAGUUGAGGGGGACGGACGGUCGGUCGAAGAGACGACUUCUGUGUGGCGGGAGCACAGCGGCGGGGGUCGCGAGAAGGACCCCCCUCUCUUUCACGUUCAGGCUGCCGACGCUCUUUGCCGCUGCGCGGACUUGAUGGCGAAGAUCAGGGUAUCAUAUGAGUACUCGGAGGCGGAGGAUAAAAGCAUCAGGCUCGGUCUGUUCCUCAUCGUGUGCGGCAUACUGUCCCUCUUCAUCCUCUGCUUCUGCUGGUUGAACCCCACCCUCCAGAACAUGCAGAGCAAGCCGGCGAACUGCACCGUGAUCUCCGUGCGUCGCGUGGACGAGAUGUUUGAGUGCGUCUUCACCUGCGGGGCGGACUGCAAGGGCACUUCGCUGUACCCAUGCCUGCAAGUGUUUGUCAAUAACUCGGAGUCGAACUCCAUAGCUCUCCUGCACUACGAUGAACAGCAGCUGGUGCUGAACCCCAAGUGCUCCUACGUCCCGCCCUGCGAGAGGGACAACCAGAAGAACAAGGAGAGCGUGCUGCGGUGGCAGGACUACUGGACGGGGGAGGGAAGCUCGCAGUCCUUCACCUGCUUCUUCAACCAGCAGCGCAGGCCGGAGGACGUGCUGUGGAAGCCGUCGGACAACGAGCGCGUGCUGCUGCACUGCAUCCUGUGGCCAAUCGUCAGCCUGCUGGUGGGCACGCUCAUCGUGCUCCUCACCAUCUGCGCCCGGAGCCUGGCCGUGCGCGCCGAGGCCCUGCAGAAGAGGAAGUUCUCCUAGGGGGCCAGCGGGUGGCGCCAGCGCGACCUCCCCUCCGCCAAAAAAAAGCAGGGGGGGGCACCCUCAUUCACGGGGGCCGCCUGCCCCGCCGCAGAGACGAAGGAGAUGGGUGAACGGACAACCCCCCCCUCCCCUGUCCGAACCGCUCCUCCCCUCCACCCCUACGCCUGAGCGAAAGGGGAAGGUGUCUCGCCGUCCGCCUCCGGUGGCGCACAUUGAUGACCUCACGCGGGCUGCUCCCUGUGCCGGGAAGCUUGCGAGAACGCCGUCUCUCCGUCCGUCUGCUCGUUCUGUCCUGUGGCUUCUCGACACGUCCGCUUUUCCGGUUCGGCCGCCGCACCGGGUACCCGGGAACUCGCCGGCGGACGGCCGAUCUCAUUUUUUAAACGUCGCCGUGUUGUAAUUAACCGCUGUCAUUUAAAUGCUGCCCCUGGCAACGACUGUAAGGAGGGCGGGGGAACCACUCAUUGCUACUGUGUUUUCUGUGCGCUCUCUCUCUCUGUCUCUCUCUCUCUCAUUCUCCUUGUCUGGGCAGUGUCUGGUCUCCAUGGUGAUUAGAUGUUUGUGUUCUGAUUUUUUUUCUCUCUCUCUCUCUCUCUCUCGGCUUCGCCGGGAAAAAAAAAAAAAAACUGGAACGGCGUCAGAAGCGCGUUGGCGGUUACUAUCGAGCAAGCCCACGUACGGUCGGUUCCAAACCGCGAUCGACCGCUCGAGGUGCCUGCUUCUACUGCAGGCAAACCGCUUUCAGCACGCUCUGUCCACAUGAGUCACGACUGUGUGAUUUAGCAACCGCAUCCGAACGUAACGUGUAAAAUGUAUGUGAUAUGAGCAAGAGGAUUGGGUUUUAUGUUAAUCAUAUCGUGUUAAUGUGUGUUAUGGCUUAAAUAUGAAAUUCACCCCGCGCCCCCCCCGCUCUGGCUGGCAAAUCUGCUGUUCUAGAAGGUGUUUGGAGAUUCUUUGUUAUUUAACGCGAAAUACAGGCGCCAGGAACAAGGUCCAAGCUGAAAAAAGUAAGUGUUAUUUGUUCAAAAGAAUCUGAUGUCUGACGCCUCCCCUUGUUUGGAGAGCCUACUCACGGCCCCUGUAUUUAGGGGUGGCAGUUUGGUGACAAGCAGAAAGAUAUUCUGAUCAAUGUAGUGUAACGAAAAAUGAGAACACCAAUGUAAAGUCAUUUAAUCAGACGCUGGGUCCCUAUGUAUAGCCAGUACGGCCUGCAAGCUCCAUGGUGUAGAGUCAGCCAGUAACUACAGUUCUGCAGGAUGACUGUGGUUUUUCCCAUGAUUAAGCCUAUCAUUUGUCUGUAUAAUCCAUCGGUGAAUACAUUUUCUCUUAAAUUGUUUUACGCUGUAGCAGUCUCUUCAGUCAAGAGUGUAGCUCUCUAAAAGGCAAGAAGGAGUUUGAUCUAAUUAGUUAAAUAAACUUAAUCGUUUUGAGACGGGCUGCGCUGAAAGACAAUUCAAAUCUCCGUCCUCGCUUAAAUCUGGCAACGCAUUUACCCGCAGGUUCAAAAUAAGUGUGACGAUUUGAGAAAAUGCCCCCACAGCCUCGAGGCACUGUGGAGGGGGAAGGUUCACGGGUUGGAAGCGGUGGUGACACGAUGGUGUUGAGUAUUCGCUGUUUUUUGCAACCAAAACUGGCGUCGUUGCGCUAUCCCCAGCACAAUGGCGCUCCCUGCAGUUCAACUCACAACUGUUCCCUUCCAAUGGAAAUAAAUUAAUAAACCACUCGUCCAAUGGUUUUACAGUACAGCCAUCAGGUGACCAGAAGUUGGAUUCCAAGAGAUAUUUUUUUGCGUCAGACUACCUGCCAAGUAGUGAAAGUGGUGUCCUAAGUCUCUAGUCCGCUACAUCCAAAUAUUGCGUGGUGAUCUCUGUACAGACUUGCACAGGUGUUUCUUUUCAGAUGAUGAAAAUAUAUUUUGUGGAAUGUGCCUUUCUUCUAUUCCAGAGCUGCCCAACCCUGUUCCUGAAGAUCUACUGUCCUGUCGGUUUUAACUGGCGCACCUGCACACCUAAUUAGCAGCUCAGUGAAAUCUCUAGCUCUUGUGUGUGGUGUCGCUUUGUUGGGGUUGAAGUGGAAGCCCACAGGAUGGUAGAUUUUUUCUUAAACGGAGCUGGGCAGCCCUGUUCUAUUCCAAUAUAUGAUGAGAUACAUACAGUAUCUUGUCAUAGAUUUAGAAUUUUUAUUUUAGUUUUUUUGUAGUCUAACAACAGCCUUAGACACCGCUGCUCGUGAAACACCAGUAAGUUUAUCUGUCUCGUUCACCGAAGCCCCUGCCAAACCCGCCCCAGUUAUGCCCCCCCACCCCCACCCCGUCUAUGAAAGUCACUGAAAUUUCUUCUUGCGCUCACACAAUCUGUAAUCACGGGAUGUCUGGCCCCUUCAGAAAUGUCACAUACAACUCUAUGCACACUAUUGGCUUUGUUUCCGGCCUGUUUCGUUUUGCUUGUCCCCUUUAUGUACCCAGGGGAAGGGAGCUUCCACCAUUUUGUGCUCUACCUGCAGUUACUGUGCUUCUGAUUGGACGCCAGAGCAGGGCGGGUGCUCUUUCCCACUUAUACAUCUCCCUCUCUCUCCUGUAGUCUUUCGCUCACUCCCUCCGCUCCAGAACAGGCGCACUGCGUCUCCGCGUCUUUUACGAGUGAGAGGCUCACCGGCGACAGUGUGCUGCCACGGUCAAGCGGGUGGUCUUGCGACCAAAUUGUUGCUGAAGCUGAAUCAGCAGUAGGGAGAUGUCCUUUUUGCAUGAGGCGCUGGGGCUGAAUUGCUCGUAUGAAAGGAUAAGUGCUUUCAGCCUGUGGGCAGGGAUUGGGCAUCAGUCCUCCAAACCCCACCCCUCUUCAGCCUGUGGUUAGGGAUUGGUCUUCAGUCCUCCAAUCCCCACCCCUCUUCAGCCUGUGGUUAAGACUUGUUCAUCAGUCCCCACCCCUCCUCCUCCAACAGUCAGUAAAGCACACUGGUCAACUAAGCGCAAAUACAACAGUUAUAGAAUUUGUUCGCCAUAUUCCCUACAGGACCCCCUUUCCUUCCACACACACACACACACACACACUACUUGUCCAUACCUCCAAACCAAUUGUCCACCUGGUUCCUGUUGAUCGUCCUUUACAUAUUUGGAUUAAAAUAUUCCUCCAUUUUGAUGGAACACAAAUUGCACCGACAUCCACGGGAAUCACAAAGCUGAAUGUUAUUACACUGAACUGACACUGUGGUGAUUUUGUUUUGGUUUUGAAAUCUGUUGACUUUCUAUGGCGGUAGACACAAUACCAAGAACUUUCUUUUGUGUUAUUAACACGACAAAAUUUCACAAUACGAUUAUUGAUUUAAUAUGUUAAAAGAGGCUACUUGUAGAAAAUAAACCCAAUGUGAUAAGAAAAAAACCUUUGUGUUACUGGUUUCACCUACACUGAAAACAGUAAUGGUCACUCCAAAGAUCUUCAGUUUUGAUUAAUAAUUAAAUUUUAUAGGCGUCAUACUGUCAUUUGAAUGUUGUCAUGUUUCAAGCUGAAAGUUUUAUUUGAUUAUUGUUCCUGAUUAAAUUUGAUAAAUGAAAUUGUCAUUUCUGAAUGUCAAUACUGAAUACUGAAAGUAAAUAUUUUGAGAUGAAUGUGGGUGUGAUUUAAUGAAAACUGGAUCUCUAAUUUAACUGCCAUUGCAAAAGUUGGAUUUUAGCAAGACAUUGUAUAUUUCAAUAUUAUUUUGCAAUGUUUAUUGAUUUAAUAAUAGCUUGUAAAACACUUGAAUAGGCCUAUGACAUGUUCACACAAAAUGAUUGUUGCAUCUAAAUAUGAACAUCCAGUUAUCAUUCUUCGAAUCACUCCUGAUACCAGCUAAAACUGAGACUUAAAACCUACUAAAGAUCUGAGGGUAAUUGAAGCAAUUCUUCGUCUUUACCCCAGAAACAAACACAUGUACACACACGCACACACACACACGCACACACAUGCACACACAUGCACACACACAUAUACACGCACACACACACGCAUGCACGCACACACACACACAGACGCACACACAUACACACACACACACACACAGCACAAGAUAAUCAUAGGUGAUCAGCAUUAGGGACCACUCUUGCUUAGAGAUUUCACUGUGCUAUUGCUUCUCAAAGUAGGAUGUAAUGAACCAUGUUAACCUUUUAUAGACUUGAGUUCUCUAAAGAACUCCAGUAUAUCAGUCCUAUGCGUUAAAAGCCAAUGUACGACUUAUGAAAGAAUAGUGCCUGGUAUAAAUCUUUAUUAAAAUAUAUGUAUUGUCUUCAAACAGAAAAGUGGUGUGCUGGAUUAUUUCAAAAUAACCAGUGGGGAAAAUGUGUCUGUUAUUAAUUAUGUGUCUGUUUCUUGAAAUUGUUCAUGGACGUGUUUGUACAGAUUUCUUUAACAUUUCUAUCUUCUUUUUAAAAGUUUCAUAUCUAUUUUUGCUUAUCUCUUCCCACGAAGGCAACAACUUGAAAUUAAGCAUUAGGGGUCUGAUAGGGGUUACCAUAGUAGCGAAUAUCAGUUAAAGGUCUGGUUAUUCUUAGAAGUCCACAUAUUCACAAUGUUCCACUUCAAGGUUGAACUUGCUAAGUUCUUUAUGAGUAAUUUCCCCUAAAUAUCAUCAUUUUUUACUUUUUUUUUUUUUUUUUUAAGUCCCCAUCAAUUCCUAAAUUUACAAUUGCUUUUCUUGGUGGGUUCCAUCGCCGCUAGCCCCUCCGUCUGUGCCGUCCGCCAUUUUGUCCUCUCCGCAGUCUGGCAGGUAGGCCUCCCAUCAGAGUUGCGCUGUGAAUGAACGAGGGCGGGGCCUGCUGGUUGAUGGCUCUGCCCGCAUCCAGUGUGCGACCAGGAAGCUUUUAAAAUAUGCAUGCUUCCCCUGGGCAUUUCUGAGGCUGACGUUCUCAAACGUUUUACAUUUCUUUUAUUCAAUUAACAAAUGUGCCUUUUUUUUUUUUUUGUAAUGACCUGGAAUUAUCACAGAGCCUGUUCGUAGGUAAUUAUUUUUCCCUCACACAGAAGGGCUCUCUUUAUUGAAAUAAUAUUCAGAAGGUUGAAUAUUUAAAUUGAACAGAAUGGGUGUAAUGGCUUCUAAUGUAGUGCUUUUAACCUGAAGUGAUAAAUUGAGGGUUAACUGUACAAACCUGGAUAAUCCCCGCUGUUUUCAUCUGACACUGCCAAAUUUAUAAGUGUCUGUCUGUAUGUCUGUCUUUGUCUGUGUCACCUUUCCUUUUUUGGGCAUGUAUCAGGCCGAGUUAGUUUAAUUAUAAUCAGCUUAUCCAACGAGGAGCCACGCAUUGCAGGUGUGCAUUUCAGGUCAGAGUAGUUGUCAUGUUGUCCUAAGCAAUAAGAGUGCAACAAAAAAAGCGGGUAGGUUCCUCAAAUCAGAAUCGGGGGGAGGUAGGAGACCGCCCUGUGGGAGUCCUGUUUUGGAGCAUCGCUGAGACUUUAAACACCGGCCGUCUGACAACGAGGUUCAGCCCAAAAUAGAACGGGUGAGUAGUGAUGGGGAGUCUGCUGGGGAGCAAUGCAGCACUUCUGAGGCCCUCCAGACGUUUUGGGCCCCAGACUGCCGCCCCCGCCCCCCCUUACACCCAGAGGGAAUUCUAUCUUCCAUCUCUGGGAUGAUGUCUGGCUGCAAGGAAAAGUUUGAGGGGGAAAAAAAAAACAUUCCCAGACUUCAUGUAGCCGUCCGUCACAUUGAGACACAUUCGUCUCUUUGCCUCAGGAAGGCCUUGCGGCAGAGCUCGGAGCGGGAGAAGCCCGCUCGGUGUUCACAGCGGCCAUGUUUGAUCGCCCUCCUUGCCCCUCGUUCUCUCUACCCCUCGUGGUCAGCCCACCACUGUCUGUUGCGGUGCGUGUAAUGCUCUCGCUUAUAAAUGCAGUUAAUGUAUUUUAUUUUUGUUUAAUUGAUGGCUAAUUGAUGGUUUCUUUGAAAUUAAUUUCCGUACCCAAAGCUGAAUAUUUUAAGCCGGUUGGUGAUCUGUCAAAGGUGGAUUUGAUGAUGUUAAACCGCCAUUAUUACCCCUUUGGGUGCUCCUGUAAUGGCUGCUCUUGCAUACAUUUGCUCCCACUGUUUUAAGGCCAGUGCUCAGAAGCACCAUAACCUCCUCUGUGCUAACAUAGCCAGCCCAUCCAUUAGGCCAUAUACAUAGGCGACCACCAAGGGCCCUGGCGUGGUUAAACAGCCCCUGUAUGGCGUCUUUAUUUAUUUUUUUAUUUUAUUUUUUUGGGCCCAUUUUCAAAAUUGAAAUGGGGGUGGAUGGAAAAUCAAGUUUAUUCAAAUUAAUGUGUUUUAUAUUGAGCGUUAUGAUUUCAGAGUUCUGGAGUGGCUCAGAGGGUAAAUGUGCUGGGAUUUCCCAGCCUGAAAGUGUGGGUUCAAUUCCCACUCAAGGAGUGUGAUUAAUCUCUGUCUCUCAAAUAUGUGGUGAGUGAGAGACAGGCAAUAAUCACCCAACUUGAGCACCAAUGGUAUCCACAGUUAGUGGAUUGGGGGAAUGCUAGUACACUUACUCGCUGAGGUGCUCCAGAACUCUAUGCUCAUUAGUGACUCUUUUUAAUAAUUUCAUAUUUUCUAUGCCUACUACGUAGUUGUUGCUCGCCAUGUCCUAAGAAUUUCAUUGUUCAGAAUGAAAAAAUAAAUAAUCAUAUAAAUAAACUGUCAUGUAUUGAAACACGGAGUAUACUGUUGGCAAUUGUUUUUGAUGACAGUGUGAUUGGAUUUUAAGGCCUUUUGUAGUAAUCUCUGCAUGUGCACAUGUAAUAAAUUUAAUUUUAUUGCACUACAGUGUAAAGCUCUUACUCUGAAAUAAGAGGAAUAUUUCCCAGUGUGCUAGUUUUGAAGUGUACGUCUAAUGAAUAUGCAAUACGAAAAACAAUUUGAAUGAUUAUAUGCAGAUUACUUACUCAUAAUGUAUUGCACAUGUAUCAUAAAGAAAUAUGACUGCCUGGUAUUUUAUGUAUAUAUAAUCUAAUCAUUUAAUCUAAAUAAAACUCUCAACAAAGGGGCCUCAAGUUCAAGUGAAAAAAUAAAAAAAUUCUAAAUAUGAGACGGAACAUAAAAUUCUCUUUGUUCAACAACCACUUUGAAAAAAUAAAGAAAAUGUGUGUGGAUACAUUUACAAUGGAAAAAAAUUGUUUCAGACUAUGGACUCUUGUCCAAAAGUGAAAAAAGCAAAAAUUCUUCAUAUGUAAUUUUUGAAUUCAGAUGCAUGGAAAAUCAUGUUUAUUAAUGUGUUUUAUAUCGAGCGAUUUCAGAGUUCUAGGGUGGCUCAGAGGGUAAAUGCGCUGGUAUUUCCCAGCCUGAAAGUGUGGGUUCAAUUCCCACUCAAGGAGUGUGAUUAAUCUCUGUCUCUCAAAUGUGUUGAUGGCUGUGGUGAGUGAGAGACAGGCAAUAAUCACCUAACUUGAGCACCAAUGGCAUCCACAGUUAGUGGAUUGGGGGAAUGCUAGUACACUUACUCGCUGAGGUGCUCCAGAACUCUAUGCUCAUUAGUGACUCUUUUUAAUAAUUUCAUAUUUUCUAUGCCUACUACGUAGUUGUUGCUUGCCAUGUCCUAAGAAUUUCAUUGUUCAGAAUGACCCUGUGUUAUACUGUGCAUUUGAUAAAUAAAACACUUGAACAUUACAAACCACUUUGGAAACCAGAAAAAUUAAGAUUUAUAAAAAGUUAUGCAUUACUCAUUAAUAAUUAAAAGUAGUUUUCACAAAUAUGUUCAAUUCUGUCAUGAAUAUAUUUGUGGAGAUUAUUUUGUCAAGGAACGUAGUACUGAGCCUUUUUUAUUAUGUUCGAUGCGAUUGAAAAACACUUGUUUGACGUUUGAGACAUUAUUCUGUGCGGAACUAAAGUUUUGUACACGUGGGGCAGGUGGGACGCAUUAUGGGUGACACAUCUUCCGUUUUCAUGUUUACUUUGUGGAAGCGCUGCCAUGCGGUUAGCACGGGAUUUCUUCUCCUGCACGUACAGUAAGUAUUAGCACGGGAUUUCUUCUCCUGCACGUACAGUAAGUAUUAUAAUUUUUGUUUUCAGUGUUGCUGAGAGUGCUGUGAAUUUGGUUAGUUUUUUGCUGUCUGGGAAACAUGCGGAAUGUACAUUUUUAAGUUUUAAUCAAGUUAUGGUGAGUGUAAGAUGUCAUCGCUUAGCAUGGUCAAUGUAAACAAACGAAACCGUAGUAGCCGUAGCGUAGUACCUAUUUUCUGUUUUCAUGGUGUUUCUUGGUAGCGAUUCAGGGCCUGGGGUUUGAAGGAGGAAGUCCCCAGAUGGAGGCGCUGUGUGAGUAUGAGUUUUGUUUUGUUUUUAUUUGUACUAUGCACCACAUUUGGUGUAGAUUAGUGUAUUACUACUGACAGUCUCCCAUACUGCUACUUUUAUGCAAUCAAAUUUUUAAAAAAUUAAAAUAAAAUAAUAUUAAAAUAGUAUGGGCGACUGUCUGUAGUAAUGCCCUAAUGGAGGGUGGGACCUCAAAAAAAAAAAAUGUAAAAAAAUAAAUUAAAUAAAUAAUUAAUAAUUAACAAGGUCACGUCGCAGAGACACUUGGGGUGUUCAUGACCAGGCUUGCAGGUAGCCUAAAUGAUGAGACAAUAUUAGCUGAAUGGUCUGUUCUCAUCAUGUAUUUUCUUACUUUGACAAUGUUAGGACAUGUUAUUUAUUUAUUUGUUUAUUGCUUAUUUUUAUUAAAAAACAGAGUGGGACAGUCCACCCUUCCUUAGUAUUUCUUCAGCUUUUUUCAAACGGGGUAGCGGAUACAGAGAGUACCACGGCGGGGCUUAAACUCCCACCUGCGUGAGCUUUCAACCGGCACCUACCCGUAGCACCCCACCUACGGGUGCACUGACUCAGAGCGUGUGCCGUUGGUGCUGGGAGCGCCCCGUGGGCAGAUGGUCUGGGCCCCAUAGGCAGAUGGUCUGGACCCCUUGUAUCCUCUGAGUCCCUGAACAGGUUUCUGCUGAGAUCCUCCAUGACGACUGAGAGGAUCCUCUAUGGCCCAGCAGCCGAUGCACCAGCAUCCGUUGGAAGAUUAGCAGCGAGAAGUGAUCACACUGCCCAUCCCACAGAGGAGGAUACCUGCUGUCCAUGCACAGCACCCCCCAGAGAACCCCAGAAUGUUUUUCAGUUUUGUUUUUCAUUUGGUUUUGUUUGAUUGAAGAAAUCAAUAAAUAUGACUGCCAGGUA